Messenger RNA from Castor canadensis (American beaver), 6966 nucleotides. The record is from RefSeq and is a predicted model, not a curated record. NCBI's taxonomy places the organism in Eukaryota, Metazoa, Chordata, Mammalia, Rodentia, Castoridae.
AUGCCCACAUCUGCUGACGUUUCCUACCACAAAUCACUCGCGCAGUCGCAAAGCUUUGACUCCUCUCGGCCACCGUCCACUUGGCGUUACGGGGUAUUUUGUCCACCGGCAGCCGCCGUCCCAGAUAUUACUCACGAGUUCCAGGGCAGAGGAACUUGGGUUCGUGGGGUGCGGGCUGGUGUGUCCGGCACCAUGGAGUCACCUUUUAGCCCAGGACUCUCUCACAGACCAGAUGAAGAUUGGGAUUCUGUGCUGUUUGCCGAACUUGGUUAUAUCACAGAUACUGAUGAGCUGCAAUUGGAUGCAGCAGAUGUGACUGAACAUAAUUUUGAUCGUCUUGAUUUUGAUUUGGAUUUGAUGCCUUGGGAAUCAGACAUUUGGAACAUCAAUAACCAAUUCUGUACAGAUAUUAAGGCAGAGCCUCAACCUCUUUCUCCAGCUUCCUCAAGUUGUUCGGUCUCAUCUCCUCAGUCAGUGGACUCUUGUUCUUCAACUCAGCAUGUUCCUGAGGAGCUGGAUUUGUCUUCUAGUUCCCAGAUGUCUCCCCUUUCCUUAUAUGGUGAAAGCUGUAAUAGUCCCUCUUCAACAGAGCCACUGAAGGAAGAUAAGCCAAUCAUUGGUCCUAGGAACAAAACUGGUCUAGAUUCCGAGUAUGAGUGGAAACCAAUAUUGUACAUAUUUGUCUUUUUACUCAUCCUCUCAUUUCUUUUCUUUUUUCUAAAUGCAGGUCAGACAGUUUUGCUCUCUCAGCCUACUGUGGUACAACUCCAGGCCCCUGCAGUUCUGCCCUCUGCUCAGCCCAUCCUUACUGUUGCGGGGGGAGCCACACAGAUACCUAAUCAUGUGGUGAAUGUGGUCCCAGCCCCUGUGGUGAAUAGCCCAGGGAAUGGAAAACUUUCCGUGGCGAAACCUGUCCUGCAAAACACCACAAGAAGUGUGGGUUCAGAUAUUGCUGUGCUAAGGAGACAGCAACGGAUGAUAAAAAAUCGAGAGUCUGCUUGUCAGUCACGCAAGAAGAAGAAAGAAUAUAUGCUGGGGUUGGAGGCUAGGUUAAAGGCAGCCCUGUCAGAGAAUGAGCAACUGAAGAAGGAGAAUGGAUCACUGAAGCGGCAGCUGGAUGAAGUUGUAUCAGAGAACCAGAGGCUUAAAGUCCCUAGUCCAAAACGAAGAGCUAUCUGUGUGAUGAUAAUAUUGGCAUUUAUAGUACUGAACUAUGGACCGAUGAGUAUGAUGGAACAGGAUUCCAGGAGAAUGAAACCUAGUGUGAACCCUGCAAAUCAAAGGAGGCAUCUGUUAGGAUUUUCUGCUAAAGAAGUGCAAGAGACAUCAGAUGGUAUCAUGCGGAAAAACAGCUACAGAUACGAUCAUUCUGUUUCAAAUGACAAAGCACUAAUGGUGCUUACUGAAGAACCACUACUUUAUAUUCCUCCACCUCCUUGUCAACCCCUGAUUAACACCACGGAAUCGCUCAGGUUGAAUCAUGAACUCCGAGGUUGGGUCCAUAGACACGAAGUGGAAAGGACCAAGUCAAGACGAAUGACAAAUAAUCAACAGAAAACCCGUAUUCUUGAGGGUGCUCUGGAACAGGGCUCAAAUUCUCAGCUGAUGGCUGUCCAAUACACAGAAACCACUAGUAUCAGUAGGAACUCGGGGAGUGAGCUACAAGUGUAUUAUGCUUCACCCAGAAGUUAUCAAGACUUCUUUGAAGCCAUCCGCAGAAGGGGAGACACAUUUUAUGUUGUGUCAUUUCGAAGGGAUCAUCUACUGUUACCAGCUACCACCCACAACAAGACCACAAGACCAAAAAUGUCAAUUGUAUUACCAGCAAUAAACAUAAAUGACAACGUGAUCAAUGGGCAGGAUUAUGAAGUGAUGAUGCAGAUUGACUGUCAGGUGAUGGACACCAGGAUCCUCCACAUCAAAAGCUCCUCAGUUCCUCCUUACCUCCGAGAUCAGCAAAGGAAUCAUACCAACACGUUUUUUGGCUCCCCUCCAGCAGCCCCAGAGGCAACCCACAUUGUCAGCACCAUCCCUGAGUCAUUACAGUAGUGCACUGAAGCUGCAUUAGAAAACUAAGAGUGGGCCUCUGCCAAACUGAAGAGCAGGCAACAGAGAAAUGCUUUCAACCUCAUUGGUGGCAAGUAGAGAACUGUCUCAUACUACAAUUCAAGGGGAAGAAAAAAGGGGAACAAGAAGCUGCUCUGUUUUUUACCGUCUGUCCAUCUAUGUGGAAAGCACUGGAAUCUAUAUGCAAGAGAACAUUUCUUGCAUAUAAAUGUAGCCCGCAUCCUCCUGUGUUGCCUGAUGUAGACAUUUCCCCCACACCUUCCUUAAUUGCUUUUCUGGUUAUAUUUGUUUUGUGUUUAAAUAGUCAUCUUCUUUCAAAUAAGAUCCACUUCUCCUUCCUGCCAUCUCACUUACCAAUUCAGUAAAGUAACUUUUAUUUAAAGCUCUGGUACACAGAUGCUCAGUUGGUUUCUACCAUUUGGGUUUCUCCUUUCUUUAAUGCAAACCCAUUCUAGAUAUUGUGCUCGAGAAAACAAAUUUCACUCCACAAAGAAUCAAAACAAUUUAGAGCUUUGGGUAAAAGGGAAUAUCCCCAGUUGGUACAAAGUUUAUUUUUCCUUGUGACUUGUGGUUCAUCUGUGAAUGCAUAACUGUGUUGGGGAUCAGGGGGGGCCACACACUUGAGAGAAUGGAAGGAAAGAGGCAGUGGUAGUGCUGAGAAAAGAGAUAGCUCCACUAAUACACGCUUAAAAUAUUGAAAGCUUUAUGCAGUUUCAGUUUAAAGACACAGCCAGUGUUCAUUUUCAGGACUCUAGGUCACCGAAUACUAGCUUAUAGACUUGUCUUCUCUUUACUAAUCAGGUGCAGAGCCUCAAGAACCACAGGAGAAAUACUUCCUUUUCAUUGCGAAUCCUCACCCCACACACUUCUAUCAGUAUAGUACCAAAUUCAGCUAAGGAGCAUGGAGGUAGCUUUAGACUUAAACAAGGCAUGAACUGUUUCUCUUAAGGACUGACAUGUAUUUUAUCCUUAAGGUGAUUGAUUCAUACAGGAAGCAUGGAUUCCUGCAGAAGGAAUACAUCUCAUGAUAUGGUAAUAUGUUUCUCUGAUGUGGAAAUAUCAUUUUCUCUAGUGAAAAGACAGUGAAGGAAUUAAUUUUCCUGUCCCAUGAUUUAAAAACUUAUAUUUGGCUGUACUUGGCCUAUUUUCUUUACCAGAGUAGACAGCUAAGUGAUGUUUCAUUUGGUGAAUUCACAAAAAAUGGAUCUCAGGCAGUGAUAUCUUCACUGAUGUUCAACCUUCAUUUUCUAAAGUAAGUCCUGAAACACCUCUCUCCUCCUGAAACUUUUUCAGUUUCUUCAUAGAAUUCACUCUGCAAAUACUGCUUCUUGUCAGAGUUCUUUCCUUGUGUUCCGUUAUAUCAGUCAGUUCUGCUUUGUUCUUGAAAGAGAAAGGGAGAGAGAGAGGGAGGCUCCUAAAUAAUUUUAAACAUAUAUAUAACUCUGGACAGUGACACCUCUCAAGACAAUUAGAUGCUUUUCAAGGCAACUGGGGUGGGGGAGCUUGCUCUAUUAUGUGGGAAUCUGGAGUUGGAAAAGUAUUAGUUAGCCUUUCUUUUUCCACAGUAGAAACUGUUUGAAGUCAGUACAUCACUCCCCUCUGGUUUGGCUCCUGGGUGAUUUUCUGACAAGAACCAUGUUCCCUAGGGACCAUCCUUCUAAUGGGUGCCAGGGAAUAGAAAGAAGACCUUUAGGUUAUAGGCAGUCUUCUUGUGGGAUGCCCUACUCCUUCCUUUUCUGGAAUGUGAAUUAGCCCAGCAAGAGGUUAUGGUGACAUGGUCAUUCCCAAGCUGCUAAUCUGCCGUGACUGUCAUUCCUUAUCAUGGUAGAUAGAAACACAGCAGGUCUGCAGUGAUUGCUAAUGGGGCCUCUGUCCUCUCCUUUUUACUAAACCACACAAGAAGUAACCAUCACAUGGUCUUCCUGUCUUUAGCAUUUUGCUUUUACUUCCUUCCUCUGUUUCCAGCUGUUCCUAUGCUCAUUCUGCCAACUCCUCAGACUAAAGACUUCAAUUAUGUCACGUUCACCAACGUUAAUGCCUCUCUCACAGGUGACAGUGUGAGUAUUGGCUAGAAUGGAGUCACAGCCAAAAAGCAGGCAGGUGUUGGGCUGCUGGCAAUCCUGGGCAAGUUGUUGAGUAGCUGGGGAGUGAUGUUUGAAAGAGGCUGGGAGCCUCACCUUCUGUUUGCACUCUGCUCCUUCAGCUCCUUGUCACUACCUGUUCUGGAAUCCAUCCUUUGGGGAUGAGGAAACACAAUUCUUCUCAAGGUAGAGUUUCAGGAAACAAGUAAAAGGCAACUGAUAAGUGCAGAGAAAUAUUCUACUUUUAAAAUUUCUGAAGCCGCUAUCAUUAAUCCCUAUGCACAAUAGUAGUUUUUACCUUAACAUUCAUACACUAGCACAAGGCCCUUAGGAAAGGGAAAGCUGCUAUGCCGGGCUAAUAAACUAAGCAGGCAUUCAUGUUUAAUUUUUUCGGUGGGAUUGCCUUUGGAGGAGUUAUAGCCAAGAACUGUGGGAGAUAACAUGUAUAUAUUUUUUAAUUUGUUGAGUUUUGAAGUGGGAUUUUGCAAGCUUGUAAGAAAAUUAGGUGAACUCGUGGAAGAAGUCAGUACACUGUUACUAAGUGGUUUUGUGCUCUUGGGUUGACAGUGCCAUGUUGGGAAGUGGUGGUAGAGACUUAUGGGGCUGCCUUUUGCUUGCUUGUGAGUCCCACACUUUGAAGCUCGAUGGAAGUAAGUGGAUAUUUCCUUGUGCUAACUACUGAGUCAGGUGACAGAAGCUUCUCAGGGUUAGCUAGACAUAGUAGCAUAAGGAUAAAGCUUCGUUAGACUAUUAGUGUAAACUAAUUCUCAAGUUAGGAGCUAAUGGGAGAGAAUGCUCUUAGGGCAAGGGUACUGUUUGCCACGCUUGUAGUAUAGCCGCUUCACAAUAUUGAAUAGGGUUUAUGUUUUCAGAAAUAAAAAGUCCCAAUGAUUAUAAAAGCUCACAGCAUCUUCUAAUUUCUUUUUUUAUAUUAAGUUCCAGGACAAAGCUGGCACUUCUUCACCUUUUCUUAUUAGCAAGAAGUAGACAUGGCAGGACUUGAAAGCAACAAUGUUAUAUGAGUCACUCCUAAGUGUUCCCAAUAAAUAUUACUGAGAAACAGAGAAGGAAUUGGGGAUGGAGGCUGAUUUUUCUCUCAUGUUUCAAGAGACACUACCCUGGCUGAAUCUUAUUGGCCUGAAUCUCUCUCCUGGGUGUGUAUUUGGCUCUGUUAGAUACCACUGCUGUGGCAUUUAGAGCAUUUAAAACUGGAGAACUCUCAAGCUCUUUGUGACUUUCUAUUUUUUGAUUCUUGCCAUUUUACUAAACUCAGGUUGUGAAACUUGACAGAAGUGUAUCAUGGGAAAAAAAUUGUAAUUAUAUUUGACUUCGUAACACACUGAAAAGUUUGAAAGUCAUUUCUAUUCUCAAUGUGUUAGAAGUAGCAAGUUUUGCUUCCACAACCUGAAGAGCCAGUCUGAUCCCAUGCCCCCUUUCAGUCUAACCUCGUGGAAAUUUUCCACCACAAAAGCCUUUGCACUGCAUAUUGAAGGGCUGACUCGGCUUCCUUCAGCAGACCCACAGGAACCAAACUUCAAGUGAGACAUUUUCAUACUGUUGGCUGUGUCUUAGCAAUUAGCCUCUCAAUAAGAUUGCUCUUUCCAGAAGUGAUAGAAGCUUAUUACCACAUAUAGACCCCAUAUGCCUUACCAAAAUGUUAUUUUCAUCCAUCCUGGAUCAUUUUAAUUUACAUAAAUUAAGAUGUUUACUGCUAAUUAUAACUUUAACUAUAAAAAUGAGAAUAAAGCCUAAAAGAGAAUGAAAUAUAAAAAACUUCCAUUUCUAGCCUAUAGCAUUUGGACAGGGAGAUUCCUGUUUCCCCCCACUGCAGGGAUUGUGCUUGAUUUUUGAGGAAACAGAAUACUGGACUACCCAGAAAUAUUUUGCCAGAGUCCAAAAAGGAACUAUGCACAUAAAAUAAAUGCAAUUUUCUCCUACCUGAAGAAAGAAACCUGUGUGUUCUGUUAAGUGAUAUUUUUAAUAACUAAGCUUAAAACAAAGUUUAUUUUGAAUAUGACUAAAACUUUCAGUAGUGUAUUCUAAUAUCUUUGUUAUCUGUCAUGUGCAAUAGAAUUUGUGAAAAAAAAAAAGAUAAAGGUAUGUGAUUAGGAAAAUUGAUCCUAUGUGUGAAGCAUGUCAUGGCUAACCGGUGUCACAUCGUGGACACGUUCUCAGCUAACUUUAAGCAUUAAAGAGAUUUAGUGCAUUAAAAGAGUUUUAAUUAUAUUAGAGUCAAGAACUAAGGAGCAAAUGAAUCAUAGUUUUUCAUUUGAAGAGCACAACGAACACCACCCUGUUGUGCUAUUUGCCCCCAGUGAAGUCGGUGACCAUUCAUUAAAUAAACUAGGAGACUUGGCCUAUCUCCCAGUGUGCUAAUCCCAGAUAGAGAUUAGCAGAUGGAUUUUCACAGUAAAUAUAUAUUGAUUGAACUGUCUUAAUUCAUUCUCAGCCCUAAUUUCUGUGUAGUUACCAAGACAGAGGAGAUGAUGGGGAAAUGGUGUUUUAGAUGAGAACUACUAAGCACUGCUAGCCUUAGAGAUACUAGUUUCUUCAUCUGUUGACAAGUAUGGCUGGGCUAGGCAAAUAGUGCUACAUUCAUGAAGCCCUUAGAACCUGAGAAGUUAGAAAUGCUGCUUCACCAGGGCUUUCUUCCUUGGACUGUAUCCAUGCUCAGUUAAGAAUAUGUUGAAGAUGAAGAAAGAUGUACCAUUCUCUUCUGUAAUAAUUUUUAUGUUGGUUUACAGUACAUAAAUUAGAAGUAAUGACAACACACUAUUUCAUACUUUCAAGCAAGUCUUUAUAAUGUAAUACCUGUUCU